AUGGGUAAGAAAAAGCGUGUUUCUAAUAAUUCUGGAGAUAAUUUAAAUUCAGAAGCUGAUACUUCAAGUAAUUUGAAGAAGGAAAUAUCUUCUACUGUACCUGAUUCUGAUAUUUGCAGUGAAAAUAUUCCGAUAUUUAAAAAUCCGAAAUUUGUGCUAGCAAAGACUACCCCAAAGAAAAGCCGUGUUUGGAAAUCAUUGCGACAGAUUACUGCUGUUGAAAAAGCUUUACCUCGUGUUGCAACUUAUACAAAUAUUGAUGCGCCUGCCUCUUUAAAACCUCCCAAAAAAUAUUCUGAUAUUAGUGUUGAUUCGAACUCUUCAACCAGAAGCUAUAAACUCUUAUCUUUCUCUCAGGAAAGCAGCACUUGUGGGAUAUUGAACAGGGUAAACUCUUGUGCGAAAUAUAUCCUACAGAAUGAUGCGACUGUCACAUUUAAAGAUAAAUCUCCUCAUAUCGGCCAUAUGCAAUCAUGUGUGUAUGCAGAUGCUCUUGCUAGAGUUCACAGCUUACUUGGGAAAAAAAUUGUAUUUUCAACUGGCACAGAUGAGCAUGGCUUAAAGGUACAGCAAGCAUCUGAAGCUGCUAAAAAACAUCCUUUGGAGUAUUGUACUGAAAUGUCAAGUAAGUUUAAGAAAAUAUUCACAGAAGGAGACAUUGCUUUUACUCAUUUUAUUAGAACAACUGAUGAAAAUCACAAAGAAAUAGUUCAGAGCUUUUGGAGGAAAUUAAAGGAUAAUGGUCAUAUUACAAAAGGCAGAUAUGAAGGAUGGUACAGUGUAGUAGAAGAGUCAUUUGUCCCUGCAUCUCAAGUGAAGGAAUUAAAAGAAGGUUCUAAAAUUACAGUGGUGUCAUCUGAAACUGGAUCUCCUGUGGAAAAAAUGCUGGAAGAAAAUUAUGUUUUCCCUCUGUCUAAGUUUGAAAAUGAUAUUUUACAUUGGCUAUCUCAAGAUGCUAUAAAUCCUGCUAUUUUUGUUGAGGAUUUAAAGAGGUGGAUCGGGGAAGGACUCGCUGAUUUAUCUAUUUCACGGCCCCGAUCUCGGUUGUCAUGGGGUAUUCCAGUUCCAGAGGAUGAAUCUCAAGUUAUAUAUGUGUGGUUAGAUGCCCUUGUUAAUUAUUUAACAGUUGGACAUUGUAAUGAAAAGGAUAUAAUAUGGCCUGCUGACUGUCAUGUGAUAGGAAAAGAUAUUUUGAAGUUUCAUGCUAUAUACUGGCCUGCAUUUCUAAUAGCUGCUGGUUAUGAACCCCCAAAACAGAUAUUUUGCCAUUCACAUUGGACAGUAAAUUAUGAAAAGAUGUCAAAGAGCAAGGGAAAUGUGAUUGAUCCUAUUAUGCUAAUGAAUAAAUACACUUGCGAUGGAUUUCGAUAUUUUCUUCUUAAAGCAUCUGUUCCUCAUUCUGAUACUAGUAUGUGUCUCUUUUUGUUACAUGAUAGUUUGAUAUAUUUUUAUUGAUGGCCUCUUUUCUUUAUUGCGUACAUUUUGAAUGAUUUUAAUGCAGCCAAAGAAAAAAAUUAUCAUACAAAUAUAAUUUUUUAGUCAGAGGGCUCUUAACUAAUAAUGUGCACUUUGAUUUCAGUAGCAAAAGAGCAUUUCUUAUUUGUACUGUUGUGUAGGAAAAUAUAGGUAGUGCAAAAGUUGGUAAACACAACAUUUAAUCUUUCUUCCAAGUGAAUAUUUUGACAGUUAAGCACAGCCACAAAUAAUUAACCCUACAUUUGAUUGCUACACAAUUUAGUUUUGAAACAUACUAUCAUAGAUAGAUAAAUGCAUACAUAUGCUAGAAUAAUAGCUAUUGACAGCAUCUUUCCUAUUUAACUCCAGAUCUAAUUAUUAAUUAAAAGGCAUCUUUUGAAAGAACCAUGCCUCACUGGAACUUAAUUGGUUAAUCUCCAUCAUCAACCCAACAAUAGCCAUGCAGCAAUUAAAAUUAGGCACUGCAUAUAUUUUUUUCUUUUACGUUGCUUCAUGGAAAGGCGAGUAGGGUAUUUUCUCUCAUCUCAGUCACCAAGGAGGUCUCUGACCACUUUCACACACAAAACAUCAUUGAACGACACCAUUACGGUGGUGCAGGAGGGCUCGUUUGGGGUGGAAUUAUUCUCGGUUCCAGAAGUGACCUGCAUGUUCAAGUUGGAACCGUGACAAGCCAAAUCUAUCGGGACAUCAUUCUGGAACAACAUGUACAUUUGUUUCGGGGCGGCAUGGGCGCACAAUUUUUGUUUAUGGAUGACAACGCCCGUUCUCACCG
Stegodyphus dumicola is the source of this 2248-nucleotide messenger RNA. It is a transcript of the gene MetRS-m, whose product is annotated as Methionyl-tRNA synthetase, mitochondrial. The record is from RefSeq and is a predicted model, not a curated record. Lineage: Eukaryota; Metazoa; Arthropoda; Arachnida; Araneae; Eresidae. Gene Ontology annotation, biological process: methionyl-tRNA aminoacylation. Gene Ontology annotation, molecular function: ATP binding; methionine-tRNA ligase activity.